Molecule: messenger RNA, 916 nt
Organism: Nilaparvata lugens (brown planthopper)
Lineage: Eukaryota; Metazoa; Arthropoda; Insecta; Hemiptera; Delphacidae
Exons: 5
Coding region: 134-667 (177 amino acids)
Source: RefSeq, a predicted model, not a curated record
GAAACCCAGUGACGCACUGCACUCUUCAACACAUUGUGUUAGAUCGAACACAAAUAGAAAAGAGAAUAAUUUUUAGUGAUGUGUUAAUUUAGUUUUUUAAUUGAUUUCAAAUUUUUGACCCUACCAUAACGCAAUGGGUCAUGUACUUUUUUGGUUCAGGACUGCCUUGGUGACAAUUUUCCUUUCUCAAAUGUUGUUAUGUUAUCAUGAAGAUAAUGGAAUUAAUUUUCUUACCAAAGAAGUAAUUAACAGUGACGUAGACAGUGAAGAAGAUCGAAGGGUUCAAGUACAUUUUCAAAUUCCGACCAUAAAUAAGCCUAUCAAGGGUCCUCAUCAAGAAGAACAUUUCAAUGCUAUCUGCAUGUCUGGCGAUAGUACUAUUGCAGGGGAUUCAAUCCAACAUCAAGAUGUCUCACUUGUAAGUCGCAUCCUUGAUCCACCAAGCCAGCCACUUGAUGAGUACACUCAUACUAUAGACUGGAGGACCGAAAUACUCACCUGCUUUGUACCACAGACUUUAUACGGUUUCCACCAAGUCAAAAGAGUGUACACACUGAAAAAGCUAGUACAUUACGUUGUGCAUAAUGGCACUGGGGGCGAAAUUGAAAUAAAACAAAUCUUACCAAAAAUAAGGAAGGGAGAAAACAAUUUCAUGGAGUUGAAGUGACAGUGACCACCUACAGUCCAUACUUGAACUUCACAGAGACUUAUCUCCAAUUCAAAGGCCAAUACAGAACUAUCGUAUUCAAAGAUCGUGGGUUAUUCAAUAAUGAGAAACUGUCAGUUGUUCGCAAUUAGUAAAAAUGUUGAAGAAUGUCAGGGUCUAUAUCAGUUCAUAAGAGGAGAUUGGAUAUUUUUGUUGUAAGAAUAUUUUUGUUAUAAUAUGAAUUUUCCAAGUAAAAUGAAUUGGUUUUUC